Molecule: messenger RNA, 1127 nt
Organism: Aspergillus calidoustus
Lineage: Eukaryota; Fungi; Ascomycota; Eurotiomycetes; Eurotiales; Aspergillaceae
Source: the annotation of a GenBank genome assembly
CGGCUCUGCUGAUAGCCACAAAUUCCUGAAUCUACAUAAGGGCUCACUACCGGUUGAGUAGAGUCAGUUCAUGACUCUAUCAUUCAGAUUGAGGACAAAUGGGUUCAACGCUUUUGAUCACCGGCCAGGAAGUCCGUCAAGCCGCGCGGGCAAAUACGCACACCGGCCCAACAGCCGGUCUCGCCCCAGGCUACAUCCAAGCAAACCUCAUCGUCCUCCCUUCCAAGUACGCCGCCGACUUCCGGUCGCUCUGUCAGCGCAACCCAGUUCCCUGUCCGCUUCUCGCAGAAUCCACCAAGCCUGGUUCGUGGGAUGCGAUGAAAUCCUGUAUCCCCAACAUCACAUCGACCGCACUCAUUCAUCCCGGCAAUGACCUCGACCUCCGCCGCGACAUCCCGCGCUACCUUGUCUACCGCGAUGGGGAAAUUGAUGGAAGCGCACGACACACAGACCUCCUCGCAACCUGGCGCGAUGACGACCACGUCGCCUUUCUAAUCGGCUGCUCCUUCUCUUUCGAGGCCGCCCUUUGCGACGCAGGUCUAGCACCGGGCCAUAUCGUCGGCGGCCGCAACGUCCCCAUGUACCGGACAACAAUCCCUCUUAACCCCGCCGGCGUGUUCACUGGUGGAACGUAUGUCGUCUCGAUGCGUCUAUACAAAAAGCACGAUGUCGAGCGUGUCCGCGCCAUCACCGCUCCGUACGCGUUUACGCACGGGGAGCCGGUUGCGUGGGGAUGGGAGUCCGUCGAAGAGCUUGGCCUUGCGGAUAUAAUGAAGCCCGAGUGGGGUGAUCGGCCCCUUUGGCCAGAUGGGAAGGAACUCGGACCGCAGGACGGCGGGGCGGGGAGAUCUACGGACGUGGUUCCUGUCUUCUGGGGGUGUGGCGUAACUCCGCAGGAGGCUGUUGUGAGGGCUAGGCUUCAGGGAACAGUCAUGGCGCAUGCGCCGGGACAUAUGCUCGUCCUCGAUUGCUUGGAUGAGGUGCUGAAGGUGGAGUAGGAUAUGCGAGGCCUCAUAAACUUGCUUAGCUGCGUUGCGUUAUUGGCUAUAGUUGGCUGGAGGACCCAGCCACGGAGUGCGUUUACGGAAUUUACCAGGGUGAGCACGGAGUCAGGCCUGACGCUUGGG